CUGUUUGGCUAAAGGUCUAAAACCCUUCUGUCUUCGAGUGGCUCUUCAACAGACCACCAUGUAAUUGACACAUGCAGUGAGGAUGUCACUCUGCCCACCAGGAGUAUGUCAGUUGUGAGCAACAACAGUUUGAAGAGAGCCUCUCCUCUCCACGGCAGUGGAUUGAGUGAAAGUUGCAAACCUCUUGUGGCUCUAAAAGACGUAACAGUGGCAGUCAGCCAAGAAGGCUUUAGCAAAACUGCAAAGAAGACGCUCAGCUUGAUCCUAAAUGUGAUCAAGUGUAGAGUGGCCAACUCUGAGAGUUCAUCUGUUGGGCAGAUUGCAAGUGAGGAGUGUCUGAUAGCCACUAACAUGUUAGACUCUGUACUGGAGAGCCUUGACCAGUUGCCUGACAUGAGCGCUGCCGAUGAGAUCACAAGGACAGAAUCCCAUACCUCUAUCGCAAUGGAUGAGACAGGUUCACGGUCAACGCUUGUGAGCCAACAAGAAAUAAACAUAUCUGACACCAAUAUCAUAGUGAAAACUAUAAUGGACACAAUGAAGACGGACGACCCAGAGAUGACUUCAGCAGAAGAAAAUCUGGAUAGGCUCCUGUCAGUUGAAGCCCUUCAAGGUGCGUCUGGCAACCUGAUCACAAAGGUCCAUGGUCUCAUUCAGGAGAUAACCAUAAACCGCCAGCUUCAAUCCAUGGUUGGCCACAGAAGCCUCUCUCAACCAGCGCUGCCUAAACCAGCCCUGAGGAAGCUGUCAAAGGACGAUGCCUCAGAGCUCAUUUACAACUUUGCCCAGACUUCUGUUAGGAGACUCCUGGGGCAGUGUAUGGGAAGGCCUAUGCCACCAUCGGCUGAAAUGGUUUUGGAUCAGGUCAUCAAGUUGAUGACAGACGUGGUGAUGGACAGCCUGACUUAUGUGUCCAAGUCUACAAUGGAGGAUGUUAUUGUACACAGGUCGGUCACACUAGCGAGCUCUUCUCACUCAGACACCAGCAAUGCCACAAGUGACAUCACUCAUGGUGUUGUAGCUGACCUUAAUGCUACUGAGGAAUUCCCUGCCAGGAGCCUUAGCCCGGCUGAUGUAAAGGCUGACGGCAUGGCCCGCCUUCCCUCUGCCAGAGGGGAAGAGACUAAGAAGAACAGGAAGUGGCGUUUCCUACCGAAAAUGCAUACGUUUCCAAAGAUCAUGAUUAAGCUGUUCAAGACAAAAGGGGAACCGAAGAGACACCCUGAACAGGAUGCACUGCCUACCAAACGUCUCAGAGAGACUCAUAUUUCACAGGAUGCUGAGUGUGAGGUUCCAGAGGUUCCAUCCACUCCCCCUCCCAAGGAGGACCUGACAACCACACCGGCCCCUGCUCCCCAGGAGUCCCAGUCCCGUAAACGCCCACUCAUAGUCAGGGUGUUACACGCUCUCUCCAGAGCCAUCUCCAAACCAUUCAGAGGAGCUUCUGGGAAGAAGAAUUAGCCAAAUGCCUGAUUUUAUUAAUAUGAUAUUUUAAUCAGAGCCUUUAUUUAAUAAAACAUUACUGCAUUGA
Molecule: messenger RNA, 1531 nt
Organism: Coregonus clupeaformis (lake whitefish)
Lineage: Eukaryota; Metazoa; Chordata; Actinopteri; Salmoniformes; Salmonidae
Exons: 4
Coding region: 106-1461 (451 amino acids)
Source: RefSeq, a predicted model, not a curated record